AUGCAGGACAUAGUGUGUGAGCAGUGCGGUGGCGUCGAUUUCUACAAAGAAGCUGGUUUCUACUUCUGCAGCGGGUGUCAGAUUCAGUCUCAGGAGGUCCAAGAGUACGUUUACGAUGAAUACACCCCCGAAACUCGCCUAAAGACUAAAAAAAUCCAAAGUGAUAAGACAGCGAAGACUGAGAAUAAAAUAACAAGUUGGGAGUGUUACAACUACAUUCUUCUUGGUCUUACGAAUGAACUUAUAAAUUUGGGGGCUGAUAAAAAGUUGAAGGCGGUCGUUCGUCUCUUGUGGAUGCGUUAUUUGGAAAAAUUGCAAGUUUUCAAAUUGGGCCGUGAUGAGUUACCGAAAUUGCAAGCCGUCUGUAGCAACAUGGACGCAGAAAUUGUGUAUGGAAAACUGGCGAAGAAGAAACGAAAGCGAAACAAAUCGUCGUCAAGCGAACUUGACGUCACAUCUUUAGAUUCAACUUCUUUGAAGCAUGAAAGGGUCAAGAGAAAGCGUGCUUUAGCCAAGGCUCAAUAUGAGGAAUUCAGUAAAAAGUCUCAAGAGACACCUUCACUGCAUAAUGAAACUUUGACAAGUCUGCAAACAGGUUCUGAGAAAAGUUCUAAAAAUGCAGUACCUAUCAAAUACAAUAUUUAUGCUACUAAAGAGUUGAGAAAGAUUAAAAGCUCACAAUACCACUGGCGUAAGCACCGAAGGGACUUUGAACGAAAUUUAAAAUGUCACAAGUUGAGUUAUAGAAAAAUCUCGGGGAAAUACCGGGCUAGCCCUUACAUACUUUCAAUAAACAAACUUUACGCUAUUUUAUACCUAGGAUUGCUUAUUACUAAAAGCAAGGUGCAACUGAGCGACAUUUUGAGGUUCAUUAAAGAGGGGCAUUUGAGUUUCAAUUAUUACAGUCAUUUUUUUCCCGAAGAUUUCGUCGAUAAAACACUCAAUUUUCGUAAUUUUAAGAAAAACACAAUGUUUGUGAAUGCACCAUUUCGAACAAUUGCUGCCGAAAUGUCGGUUUUAUUACAAAUUGAUUUUUAUAUUUCGUGUCCUAAUUUAAUUGAGUUGUGUGAACGCUAUUGUGGGGAGUUGAAUUUGCCUCGUGAGAUUUGCGAUUGCGCCAAAAAUAUUAUCACAAGGGCUGAUAUUAAAAUGUCGUUUCGUAAACGAAAUGGCAAAAUCCCAAAUUACGAAGGUCGCGUUUUAAGCGUUAUUCUCUUUGUGCUCAAAUUAUUAUUUGGAUUAGACGAUGUCACAGAGUUUCAUUUAGCAAACUACUCGAAUAUUUUAAAUAAUAGUGAAGCUGUUAGACCUAAAAUGUUUAACAUAAUCGACUGGCUUAAAUACAUAGAAUAUAGGGACUUGGUGAUGAAUAAUCAGCACUUUCCCACAAGUUUUCACGACGAGAACAAUUUCAACAAUGUAAACUUAGCGUUAAGUGCACUUGGAAGAAAAGAUUAUUCAGCAUCAGCAAAACCGAACUCGACCUCAGAUAACUACAAGCAACUAUUUGAAAAAUUGAAAAACUAUCUUGACGUCCCUGACUUUAUCGAAUUUCCGGUUACGUUCACUCCGUUUUUGGAUUAUGCUAAACAGUUGCCUAAAAGCGAUUAUUUGGAAAUUUUAUCUAGAGAUUUUUCCAGCGAUAGUCUAGCGCACGUAUUGAAACCAAUCAAAUUUUUGCAACUUGUUAACGAACCGGAAGUUGUUAAUGGCGGAGCUAACGAGGACUGGGUUGUCGAAAAACUUACUUGCUUCAAAGAAGAACAACACAGGGAAAAAUUAAACAGACGGAAACUUGUAACUGUUAAACUUAGUUUUGAUACAAAAGUUAAGCCGACAAAAGAAACUUUGUGUGAAGACGCUACGAAGUUGAAAACUCAUUUCCAGGAAGCCAAUGAAAGGCACUUUAAGCGAAAUUUGCGCCAAUUGAAUUAUAAAAAUUAUUUGGUUGUUGACUACGAUUUAAAACAAAUUGAAGCCGACUUAGAAUCGUCCGCAGAUAGUUAUCCUAGGCAUUACAACCCUUAUGAAAGGUUUUGGAUGCGGUCUCGGAUCGGUAUUGAGGAUAUGAGUCAUGAACAGUGUCGUGAUUUUGUCAAAAAAUUUCCAUAUAACUUUCGUUUAGUUUUCAAGGAAUGUCGGAGAAUAGCUGAACAGAACGAUCAGGAGUUUUUGGUCGAAUACAAUUUUACUGAACUUUACUUAAUUCACAUGGCAAAUUUUGGGAAAAAAAAGCAAACAAUUAUAAAAAAUAAACUCAUCGCUCACUAUCUGGAUAAAAAUGUUUCGUUGUGGUAAUUUUCAAUUUUUGGGAUGUUUUAUUUUCAAUAAAUUCCUACACAUUA
Molecule: messenger RNA, 2345 nt
Organism: Tribolium castaneum (red flour beetle)
Lineage: Eukaryota; Metazoa; Arthropoda; Insecta; Coleoptera; Tenebrionidae
Gene: TAF1B
Product: TATA box-binding protein-associated factor RNA polymerase I subunit B
Exons: 2
Coding region: 1-2298 (765 amino acids)
Biological process (GO): nucleolar large rRNA transcription by RNA polymerase I; RNA polymerase I preinitiation complex assembly
Cellular component (GO): RNA polymerase transcription factor SL1 complex; RNA polymerase I core factor complex
Molecular function (GO): RNA polymerase I core promoter sequence-specific DNA binding
Source: RefSeq, a predicted model, not a curated record